Messenger RNA from Fusarium coffeatum, 1773 nucleotides. RefSeq lists its product as uncharacterized. The record is from RefSeq and is a predicted model, not a curated record. The transcript has a single exon. Bases 1 to 1773 code for a protein of 590 amino acids. Lineage: Eukaryota; Fungi; Ascomycota; Sordariomycetes; Hypocreales; Nectriaceae.
AUGUCGUGGGUGCACGGCAGUCAAAGCCGGGCUGAGAAGGAGAAUACUCCUUCGCCCAACCUCACCAAGUCACUGAUGCGAGUCCAAGGACUGAGAGAAUCUUUCGGAAACAUGCCAGCCAAGUCACAGUUGUUUCCUAGUGAUGUUCUGAAGAGUCGGUUAAACAGUGCACUCGAAACGUCGACAGAAAUGUCGAAUGGUGCCCCUUCUCAACAUGCACCCGCAGAGAUGAUGAGCAACUCUACGCACCAAAACAACAUGCAGCUGGUUCGUUCAAGUCAACCAGAAGUGCGCAUGUCGUCGCCGGGCUAUUCACAGGCGCUCUCUGAGGCAGAAGAACACCUGUCUCAGCAUCCAUCGGUGAAAGCCGACUCUCAAGGAACAGACAACUUUGAAGGCAGUUCCGUGGGUACAUGGAACUCUCCAAAGGAGAAGGCACUUUCAAGCGCCUCGACCGAUGUGCAAGGUGCCCCUUUACCAGCACCACUUCACGUUAUCGAAGCAACUGGCUCCAUGUCAGCCACAAACCGACGACCAUCAUUCAGUACUGCAUCUUUGGCCUUGAGCGGGUCUCCUAUACUGCCAGGAGAUGAGAAGGAGAAUCAGCCGCUCAACGCAGCAGGCGUGCCGGCGACUUUUGAGGAUGACAUCGAACAAGUUGACCCUAAUGCCCUAGCCCUGGCAGCGGCAGCUGUUGAUCAUUGGGACAGUCAUAAGUACAACUACCCAACGGUCCAUGCUAUAACCCUAGAUCGACAUCCUCGCACCAACGAAUGCGAUAUUGACACCGCCACUGGCAAGCUCCUUGAGCCAGUCCGAUACAUCAAAUUGCAAAGGGACAGCUCGGCAAAGCAUGAUUGGCAUCGAAUGAACCUCACUUCAGGUAUCUGUAUCGAGCGAGAGCUUGCCCGCAGAGAGAGUUUGAGGAAAGAAAUUGAACAAAGAGAGGACGAAGCAAAGUAUGCGAAUCCGACUUUCGAGGAAGACAAGGUUCCAGACGCUGCUUGCACCCUGCGACCGGCAAAGCCCGAAGACUUUCAAGCCAUUGCAGAGAUUAUCGACCUAGAACGCAAACGAGGUGAAGACUCUCAAGUAUACCUUCCCAAAGCCGGCCGCGGCCCAGCUGGCUUAAUUGUCCUAAUUAGAGGACUCUAUGACUAUUGCCUCAGCAAGCAUCGGCCCUUCAUUGUUGCCAUUCCUUCAACGAGCCCCAUUAAAGAUCGUACCAACUGGUCCAAGGAAGAAGAGGAAGAAUAUCAGGAAUUCCUCAAGUUCAAGCAGUCUCGUCAGGCAUCGCAGCAGAAAGUUCUUGGCUUUGCUGUGAUCACUGAACCACGCAUUGGCUUCCUGGCCCCUUGUAACGGUUCACGCUUCUCGGGGCUGAUCAGGUUGUUUGUUCACCCGCAGCAUCGACAGAAGAAAGUCGGAACGGCUCUUCUCGACAAGAUACUGUCCUGCGUGAACAUUUAUCACCGCAGUGAAAUUGACUACCUAUGGGAAUGCUCUGAGACUCGCAAGACAUAUGAAUACGUAUCGGCACAUAACCUCCGAAAGUACAACAGAGUUUAUGUACAGGCUUAUUCUGUUGGAAAGUCUGACGCCCAAGUCGACAUCUUUCAGCGUCUUUUGAACAAAUUUGAUUUUGAGCUGGUGGCGCAGUUUCAGGACGCCGUCAAACAUGGAAUUGACCCAGGUGUCUGGAAGACCCUGAAUGUAUGGGAACUGGAAGUACGGUCGACAUCUGAGAUUCAGGAGGAUUUGGUUGAUCAGUGA